Molecule: messenger RNA, 843 nt
Organism: Pterocles gutturalis (yellow-throated sandgrouse)
Lineage: Eukaryota; Metazoa; Chordata; Aves; Pterocliformes; Pteroclidae
Gene: KCNIP1
Product: Kv channel interacting protein 1
Exons: 8
Coding region: 40-606 (188 amino acids)
Biological process (GO): regulation of potassium ion transmembrane transport
Cellular component (GO): voltage-gated potassium channel complex
Molecular function (GO): calcium ion binding; potassium channel regulator activity; transmembrane transporter binding
Source: RefSeq, a predicted model, not a curated record
UACGUGUAUCAGAGAGAUAAAAUUGAAGAUGAAUUAGAAAUGACUACGGUGUGCCAUAGACCCGAAGGACUGGAACAGCUUGAAGCACAAACCAAUUUCACUAAAAGAGAACUUCAAGUGCUUUACAGAGGAUUUAAAAAUGAAUGUCCUAGUGGGGUUGUUAAUGAAGAGACAUUCAAACAGAUCUAUGCACAGUUUUUUCCUCAUGGAGAUGCUAGCAUGUAUGCGCAUUAUCUCUUUAAUGCAUUCGACACUGCACAAAAUGGCUCAGUGAAGUUUGAGGAUUUUGUGAUGGCAUUGUCUAUUCUGUUGCGGGGAACUGUUCAUGAGAAGCUAAGGUGGACGUUUAAUCUGUACGACAUCAAUAAGGAUGGCUAUAUAAACAAGGAGGAAAUGAUGGAUAUCGUAAAGGCAAUUUAUGAUAUGAUGGGGAAAUACACGUAUCCAGUGCUCAGGGAAGAUGCUCCAAGGCAGCACGUAGAAGUAUUCUUCCAGAAAAUGGACAAAAACAAAGAUGGUGUUGUAACUUUAGAAGAGUUUAUUGAAUCGUGUCAGGAGGACGACAAUAUCAUGCGAUCCUUACAGCUCUUUGAGAACGUGAUGUAACAGUGUCUGGCAAGCGCUGGAGGAAUCAGAGACUUUCUGUGUAACAGAGACCUCUUUCUGGGUGAACGCUUUUUACAAUUCAGCCAUGUUCAGUGUGCGAGGAUUUUGUAUGACAUCUCAAACCAAAUGGCAACCGAAUGCAAGUGGUCCCACCUCUUCUCCCCAAGAGAUGCCGAUGGACCUUUGUUCCGUUCUGGAAGCAUGUGAAUAUUUUAAUAAAUCCUGAUGAGAGAACUG